Molecule: messenger RNA, 1560 nt
Organism: Guyanagaster necrorhizus
Lineage: Eukaryota; Fungi; Basidiomycota; Agaricomycetes; Agaricales; Physalacriaceae
Exons: 3
Coding region: 47-1435 (462 amino acids)
Biological process (GO): glucosylceramide biosynthetic process
Cellular component (GO): membrane
Molecular function (GO): ceramide glucosyltransferase activity
Source: RefSeq, a predicted model, not a curated record
ACCAACGAUACCUUUCCGCUCAAGCCUACAUGCUUUGAUUUUUACCAUGAACUCGUCUCAGCCUGGGGUGGAGGAAGAGCAACAUUUAUUGCAGGACAAGGGACAUCCUGCACUCCUCGCUCUGGCCUUCGUUGGGUUAGGAUGGUAUAUCCUUCUGUGGGCAAUAGGCUUGCUGGGGUGCUUAGCUGCUCGAAGAAGAUACAAACAUAGGCCCCGUUCCCGUUUGGCUACCGAAUCCCCCGGUUCGGUCCCUGGAGUGUCAAUUCUUCGUCCCCUGAAGGGUCUCGACACCAACCUUUAUGAGAACCUCGAGUCGUCGUUUACCCAGGAGUACCCCAGCUUUGAAAUUCUCUUCUCUGUUGCGCACGAGGAUGACCAGGCACUCCCUGUCGCGAGAGAGCUUAUGGCAAAAUAUCCACAUGUGAAUGCCAAAGUCAUCGUAGGAGAGGAAAUUAUCGGUGUCAAUCCAAAAGUCAAUAACCUCAUACGGUCGUACCGCCAGGCCGCAAAUGACAUUCUCUGGGUACUCGACUCCAAUGUCAUGAUGCAUUCCGGUGCUAUGGCAAGGUCCGUUGAUGCUCUCCAGGGGAAAAGCCGCUCUGGCAGACGUAUCGCCCUCGUACAUCACGUCCCUUUUGCCAUCGUGAACGAAUCAAGGAUUGGUUCCAGACUGGACGAAGCUUUUUUGAACACGAAUCACGCGAAGAUGUACAUUGCCAUUAACACCGUGGCCAUCGACUCUUGCGUCAUGGGGAAGUCGAACCUCUAUCGUCGUUCUGAUCUUGAGCGAGUGAAUGGUUCACGGAAACCCAUUGCUCAACAAGACAGUCAGUCAAGUGAGCAGUGCGGGUUGCCUGCCUUUGGCCGCUAUCUUGCCGAGGACAAUAUGAUAGCAAGUGCACUAUGGCACGAACUAGGGGAAAGACACGACUUAUCUUGCGAUGUCGCUCGUAAUGUUGUGGGGAAAAUGUCGCUUUCCGAUUAUAUCCAGCGGCGUGCACGAUGGAUUCGCGUCCGCAAGCACAUGGUUCUUGCCCCGACACUCCUUGAGCCACUGACUGAAUCUGUCGUUGUUUCAGCCAUUGGCUGCGCAAGCCUGAAAUAUAUAUUCAAUGUCCCUGCAUUGCCAUUCCUCCUUCUCCACUUCACUCUGUGGCUCUCCGUAGAUCUAGAUGUGUAUUCUUCUCUGGCGGGACACCGUCUCCCUGCAUCCAUUCGAUGGGAGUUUUUGGGUGCUUGGCUUGGUCGCGAGUUAUUGGCGUUGCCGAUAUUCUUGUAUGCGAUAUUCGGGGACACCGUUAAUUGGAGGGGCAGACGAUAUCAGGUCCUUCGGAAUGGAGAAGUUCGGCCUGCAAGGGAAGGGCGCUGGUGUGGACGGACUAGUAGACAGUCGCAUGAUUAUGAACCUCUUGAAGUCGAGAUAGUAGAACACUAACACAAUUCGAACUUGGUAAACUGAUUCUUCCAUUACAGAAACGCGAUAACAAGUAGGUGCUACAGAGUUGUAAGUGAGAGUUGUAUAUAAUGAUAUAACGUGUAUGCUACAGCAUGAAUUUUCCG